Messenger RNA from Moesziomyces antarcticus, 1041 nucleotides. Its product is annotated as alpha/beta-hydrolase. Bases 1 to 1041 code for a protein of 346 amino acids. Lineage: Eukaryota; Fungi; Basidiomycota; Ustilaginomycetes; Ustilaginales; Ustilaginaceae. The record is from RefSeq and is a predicted model, not a curated record. Gene Ontology annotation, molecular function: hydrolase activity. The transcript has a single exon.
AUGUCAGCUGUCGCCGCUACGACUGCCAACGCCUCGACGGGCUUCCAGCUGCUGCCGAACCCGUCCAACCCGAGCGAGGCCGAGGUGCAAGCGGCGCUCAAGCUGGUGCGAGCGGGUGGCAUCACGUAUCCCCAAACUGCCAAGCCGGACCGCACUGCGACGACGCCCUCCACGACUCCCUCGGCGCCGCGUGACGUAAAGCUCGACAUCUACGAUCCCGCUGGGCUGGACGACAGCGUGCCGCGCACCGUCGUUGUCAGCUGGCACGGGAGCGGCUACGUCGUGCCGCGCUUUGGUGCGGAUGCGGACGUGAACCGAUGGCUGAGCGACGAGCUGCGCGUGACUGUCGUCGAUGGCGACUACGUCAAAGCACCCGAGUUCCGCUUUCCCGAGCCUCUUUACGACGUCGUUGCUGCCGUGCGUUGGGUGGUGCAGCAGCCGUGGUUCGACGGCAACCUCAUCGUCAAAGGUCACUCGGCAGGUGCGCAGUUCGCGCUCGCCAUGGCUAACCGUUCCACCGCACUAUCCGUCGGGCUGACUGCAGACGAGUAUGCCAAGAUCAAGGCGUGCGUUACGCUCUACCCUCCAACCGACUCUUCGAUCCCUUUGAUCGAGAAACCCACCAACGAACAGGGCGAAUUGCCAGGCAUCCCCAUGUCCGCUCUCUCGCAUCAGAUCAUGCACUUUUUCUUCGGCGCCCUCCUUGGCUGGGACGCCGAAACUCAGCAAAACAUGGGCAAGGAUCCGAGAGUGUCCCCCGCUUUUGCACCUACAGAGGCGUACGAGGUUCCGUGUUACGUGAUUGCGUGCGAACACGAUCCCCUAGGCCCAGAGGCCGUCGCUUUCGCAAACAAACUUCACGACCACAACCCCGUGCACGAGCUGUACUUUGCAAACGGCGUAGGACACAGCUUUGAAACGCGCAUCCCUGACGUGCGCGCAAGUGACGUAUUGGACCACCCCGGCGGAAAGUCAAAGAAGGAGAGCUUCGAAGGCAUGCUUGCCUUCAUCCGCAAACACGUCCCCUCCAUCAAAGCCUAA